This is a messenger RNA of Daucus carota subsp. sativus, 2016 nucleotides long. RefSeq names its product cysteine-rich receptor-like protein kinase 2. NCBI's taxonomy places the organism in Eukaryota, Viridiplantae, Streptophyta, Magnoliopsida, Apiales, Apiaceae. Gene Ontology annotation, biological process: protein phosphorylation. The coding region runs from base 37 to 1956 and encodes 639 amino acids. Gene Ontology annotation, molecular function: ATP binding; protein serine/threonine kinase activity. The transcript is spliced from 8 exons. The record is from RefSeq and is a predicted model, not a curated record.
CAAAUUAUCUGGUCCUUUAAUAAUUAGUUAAUUAGAAUGCAGGCUUGUUUGAGUUCUCAUUUGUAUCUAGUUUGGACUUCAAAUGAUACAUUGAUCAAGACUCUGAACUCAACUUUUCUUCAAAGCAGAAUGAAUAGUAUUUUCAUGCUGGGCCUUAAUUUUGUGAUUGUAUCGAUGAUCAUGACACGAAUUACAUCAGACUCUCAAGCGGAAGAGCUACUAGAACGGUGCACUAGAUUUAAAGUAUCCACAGACCUGUCGACUUUCUUGAGCAGCGUUAACAAGACACUUGAAGAGAUGAGAAAACAACUGUCUAAUGCACACUUUGCGACAGCAUAUGAAAUAGAUGUGUUCGGGAUGGCUCAGUGCAGGAACUAUCUCUCAACCGUAGAUUGUUUGGCUUGCUUUGAUGCUGGAGUCACUCAAAUUAGACGUAAGUGUGAUGCUACAAUGGAUGGAGCGCACUUUAUAUACCAAGGAUGCUUCCUCAGGUACGGAAUUUACAACUUCUACAAAGAGAUAACAUUUGAAAGCCCUGUAUUGGUUUGUAGCUACAAUCAUAGUGUAGCCGAGCCAACUGCUUUCAAUUCAACAGCGCAAGAAUUAUUAACAGAGAUUGCUGCUGCCACACCAAAGAUUAAAAAUUACUUUGCAGCAGCAAAAAGGCAAGCGUUCAGUAGCGGUACAGCACCAACAGUGUAUGCUGCUGCCCAAUGUCUGGAGACUAUAAGCCCGAGUGACUGCAGAAAUUGCUUGGCAAGGGUAUAUACAGACUUGCAAACAUGUCUUCCGCAACCAGGGGGAAGUUCUGUAGAACCAGGUUGUUUUCUCAGAUAUUCUGACAGAUCUUUCUUCGCUGAUAGCAACAUAACCAAUAUCACACCAUACACAGGAGGAGAGAGUUCAAGCUCAAGAAAAACCAUCAUUGGAAUUGUUGGUGGUUUAUGCUUUCUUUUCCUUAUAAUCGCUUCAGUUUUAUGGUUUCGUUUCCAGAAGGCGAAGGUAGCUGAAAGAGGUGAUUUAUUACAAGUAACCAAGAUGCAGGGUACAAUUAUCUACAGUUACAAAGAUUUAAAAUCAGCAACAAAGAGUUUUAGCAAUGAUUACAAAAUAGGAGAAGGAGGUUUUGCAGAUGUAUACAAGGGAAUAAUAAACAAUGGAGAUGUAGUAGCAGUAAAGAAACAUGUUCUGACUUCGAAGAAAGCAAAAGAAGAUUUUGAGGGUGAAGUUAGUCUCAUAAGUAAUAUUCAUCACCGGAAUGUCAUCCGAUUACUGGGAUGCAGUCACAAAGGAUCAGAGCUACUCCUUGUCUACGAAUACAUGGAGAAUGGAAGCCUUGAUAAAUUCUUAUAUGGUGAAAAGCAGGGGACUCUUACCUGGAAACAACGUGUUGAGAUUAUUCUUGGCAUAGCUAGGGGCCUUGCUUAUCUUCACGAAGAAUUUCAUUUGUGUAUCAUACAUAGAGAUAUCAAAUCUAGCAACAUUCUACUCGACGAGGGCUUUCAACCAAAAAUUGCAGAUUUUGGGUUGGCAAGACUCACACGUGAGGAUCAAAGUCAUCUUAGUACUAGAUAUGCUGGCACAUUGGGUUACACAGCACCAGAAUAUGCAAUUCAUGGACACUUGACGGAGAAAGUUGAUACCUAUAGCUUCGGAAUUGUUGUACUUGAAAUCAUAAGUGGCCUUCACUGCACUGACAUGAAGAUUGAUCCUGUCAACGGUUCACUAAUUGAACAUGCCUGGAAGUUGUACGAAGAUGACAAGCAUCUUGAUUUGGUGGAUGAGAAACUUGAUCCAAAUGAGUAUAGUAGAGAAUAUGUUAAAAAGAUGAUACAUCUUGCCUUAAUGUGCACUCAGUCGCCAGCUUAUCAGAGGCCACCAAUGUCUGAAGUUGGUUUGCUUACUAUUGAAGUUCUCUUUAACCAAAGUCCAUUAAGUAUGCCAACAUUGGUCUAACAUAUCAAUAAAUUGACAAGAUUACCAUCAACCAAGCUUAUUAUACUUCAUAAUUUUGCC